Molecule: messenger RNA, 3557 nt
Organism: Galleria mellonella (greater wax moth)
Lineage: Eukaryota; Metazoa; Arthropoda; Insecta; Lepidoptera; Pyralidae
Exons: 7
Coding region: 337-1779 (480 amino acids)
Source: RefSeq, a predicted model, not a curated record
CGGCACUGCGCAUGCGACUGUGUUAUUAAAAUUUCGAAUCUGGAACGAAUUUAAAAAAAUAAUAUUUUACUAAUAGGACAGUGUUUCAAGAAGAAAAAAAUAUUUUAGUCUAUGGCAACACUCGGGAACCCGUAUGGUUACGUGGUUUCAAUUUACCGGUGCGCGAAUUGACUCAUAGUCAUACUAUGUUACCUACAUUCGUAAAUAUAGAUAAAUUUAAAUAGAUAAAAAAACAUUUAGUUUGAUAAAUACUAAGACGUUGUUCUGUUGUGUUAAUAAGGAUAUUUUUCUUUCAACAGCUGAGAGAAAAUAAUUACCGACCAUUGUGGAUACAAAAUGGCGAAAGUAGUCUUGCUACUGGUACUCUGUCAAAUUUUAACGCUGCCAAUCCUGGGAGGACGCAGCGAUGAUGAGAACCCAUUCCUGGAUUUGGCAUCCUCAUUUAUCCAAAACAUGGGGGAAAAUGGCAACAACCUGAAUGGUUUGUCUGCCAUUGGAAAUAUAGUUGGUUCAUUGAUGCAGGGCGAUAACGCAAAGACCCUUGGUUCUAUGUUGGGCCAAAAUACCGCAAAUGGAAAUGCUGGUGAUGUUUUAUCAGGUCUUGGCAACUUACUUGGGGGUCAGGAUGGCAAAAUAGAUCCGGCAUUAGUUGGUUCCAUGAUAUCCAUGUUUGCAUCGCAAAUGGGCUCCAAUGCAGAUACUAAACCACAGAGCAAUAGACAAAAAAGACAAUCCAAUCAGGAAAACGAUAUAAAUCUAGAAAGUAUUUUAAGUCUAGCAUCAGGGUUUUUAGGCAACAAAAAUUCAGAAGCAGGAGCAGGAAUUUUACCUUUAAUAAUGAACACAUUAAGCUCAUUUUCGAAUCCAGAAGCCCAGAAACGAGCAGAAAAUCAUAAAGACCAUGCGACGUUUUUACCACCAUUUUUGGAAAAAGCUCAUUUGUAUUGGGACCUAUUCAUCAACUCCGAACUUGGAAAGACCAUUUGGGAGAAGUCCGGAAUAAGACGAGUAAUGAAAGCUUUCACCGGACCCGAUGGCAAGAUCAGUUUCGAAAUUAUGUUCAAGAAUUUUGAAAAUCAUUCGUUUAGAAGACACUGGAUCAAAACAGCCGCUAAAUAUCUAACAGAUAUGGCCGUACAAAUAUCUAAACCAGAAGUCUACGAAAGAUAUCUAUCGUCGGCUCAAUACAUUCUAAAUGGGUUCCUCGACGCGCAAGGCUUGCCAAAGAGUACGCACUUCAAUUUAAAACGACCUACAGAAUCUUUAACGUCCCUCAUCAAUUAUGUGCUGAAGCGAUAUUUGGAUAUAAGUACUGACGUGUCCGGAUAUGUGGAGCCCGCAAUUGUAUAUGUUAAGCAAACCCUAAAGAUGGCGGAAUCGACCUCCCAAUCGUUGGCCAGCCGCGGCGACUACAAUGUCCUAGUUGACAGAAUUACAGACACCCUGAACUUGGAAGUGAUAGAACCGGUGCUUCGAGUCUACAGAGCAUACAAACAUUCAAUAGAAGCGCCACAUUGCCAAGAGCAUCUCAUGUGCUUAGUCAACAGACACCAUGAUCAGGAUAAACGAGAUCUUCCAGGCUUCAAGGCAGGAUUGACAAAGCUGAGCAGUCUCAUUGCUUCGGCAGCGCUCAGCUACCAGAACGGCAGAGGUUUCUGGGAUCUAUACAACGCUAUACAGAACGAUGUCAACUGCGAGGCCACAUAUCCAGCCGACUGCACAGCGUUCCACGAACACGAAUUAAAAGUGACAACCGAAGUUUAUCACAGUGAAUUAUAAAUAAAUAUAAACUAAUUUAAAUAAUAAAUAAUUUAAAUUAAUUUAUAUAUUGUUAAGUGGUUUCCUAUUUGAGAAUUAAAUACUAUAAUAAAAUAUAUAAAUAAAAUAUCUUUGAAAUAUUAUUAUUUUUUAUUUAAAUACGUAUAAUUUUGUAUAACAUUGCUACUAAAUAAUUGUUUUAACUUACUGCGGUUAAAGCAUUAAGAAACUACGUGUGCCUACUAAUAAUUUUGAAAUUAUUUAAUUAAUAUUAUAAAAUUUACUGUAAUUUUCUUAAAAGUAGUAACAAAAAAUAUGGGAAAUAUAUAUAUUUUUUAUUAUUAUUAUUAUAUAUUGAAAUUGACAAUUUAAAAGUAAAUGUGACUUAACAAUGAUGACCAAUUCUCAAAUUAGAAACCAAAUUUAUAGCAAACUUUGCAAAUAUGUAAUAAUAUAUAAUAAUGAUUAGUUACAAUAUUGCAUAUUAAUUCUUCUCUUUUCAAUACAUUUAAAAAAUAAAAGGAAUCACAUCAAAAUUCACUCCUGUCUUACACAAUUUUUGUUGAAUUAAUUAAUUAAUACAUAUAAUAAAAUCGUAACUGGUCACUGUCUGUACAUGGAAGAUAUAUAAGAAAAAAUUAUAAUAGGGAGGCUUUAUGAAAGCAACUGAACCCAAAACAAUAGUUUGUCUGUACGUUUAUGCAUGCUAAUCUCAAAAAUGGUUCAGAAUAGAGCGCGGUUUUCACUAAUGCGUUGCGGUUUACUUCACUUAACAUUUAGUAUUUGUUUUAUUUCCAUCGAUUCAUAAAUAAAAAAGUUAUAUCAAUCUAAAGAAUCACAUAUAAAAUGCUAUAAAAUAAACAAUCAGUUGAAUUGGCUGAAACUUUAUGAAGGUAUUAGGUACGUAAAUAUCACGUAAGCAUAAACAAUAUAAGACCGGAUUCAUGAAGAGUUCCAAUGGAAAUGAUAUAUGGGAACUGCAUAGUUAGAAGCGGGCAACGCCGCGGGAAACGGCUAGUAUACUAAUAUUUCUUAAUAUUCUUUCUUUUAUUCUAAGAAGUUUCUACUAUAAAAUAGCAUUAUUGUUAUUAUUACAUAUUAACAAAGUUUACAUUACAUUUUAUUAAAAAAAAAUUAUGUUGUAUGUACUUAAUCUGCCGUGAUAUUUUACACUUAAUUUUGAUAAUUCUGUAUGUCACAAAACACUUAUAUUUUCAAAUAUAAGUACUACUUUUUAGCAUUUUUCUAAUUAACAAUUUCAUUCAUUUCUACUAACAAUAUAUAGGUAUUUGAAAAUAUUUUGUGACUAUAUUUAGAUUAGGUAGACACUGCGGGCGAUUAGGUCACUAUAAAUUAUCUAAAUUGGCCGGGCAAUGCGGACUAUUCGUGAAUAUUUUACAUUUUGCCCGAUCAAUAGUGAUAUUGAUCGCUCUGAAAACUAAAAUGGCUUAGUUUUAAAUAAUAAUUUAUGCUGGACCAUUGGUGCUAAAAUACUGUUGUAAUUCACUUUGAAUCUCUCUCUCUCUCUCUCUCUCUACCGUCACUGUUUAUCAUUUUAUUUCUUAAACAAGAAUAUGGAUUCGAAGCUGAACCCCCAAAAUAACUCCAAGCAGAAUUUAAAAAAAAAUCAUCUUGUAACUUUUCAGUUCAUUGAAUUUUAAACACAUGUAGGAUUAUUUCAAUUACAAUUUAUGUAAAAUAACGUGUAUUUUUCAAUUAAAUAACCUUCAUAAUAUUUAAUGUUAUUUCUUAUAAAAGACUAUGAGGGAAGAUUGUGUUAAGACGUAGACCAUAAUUAG